Porites evermanni is the source of this 19723-nucleotide messenger RNA. The record is from the annotation of a GenBank genome assembly. NCBI's taxonomy places the organism in Eukaryota, Metazoa, Cnidaria, Anthozoa, Scleractinia, Poritidae.
GGCGGUUUCGCGCGUUUCUCGGGAGAAGAAACAUGUGUCGCUGAAUCUCGAUUUGUUCGUUCAGAAUUCGGUUCUGAGGUCUCGCUUUUGCUCUAAAAUUAGUUGAAAAUUCAAUGUCUUGUAUUCACUAUAAGUUUCGAAGUGCUCUAGAAUAUGACACAAUUACAUUUGAUGGACUUUCCAUCUCCCUGGCCGACCUUAAACACUCGAUCAUCGCUCAAAAGAAGUUUGCGAAGAACACAGAUUUCGAUCUGGAAGUCACAAAUGCCCAAACGAAAGAACGUAAGUUGAACUGUUUUACUGUUGGUUUUCUUUCAUAAGUACUUUACUUGCUUAAAUCGUAGGCUUUCGAGCGUUAAAAUGUGUCUCUUUUCAUGCUCUGACGAUUCAAGAACGUGCGUUUCCCCCUCAAAUUAAACCAUUAUCAUGCUUAUUAAAGCAGUGCCUUUAAUAAUUAUUUUCUGCUGACAAUCUAUACAUGAAAGCUUACUUUUUUAUAUAGCUGGUACAUGUGUUCCUCUGAUCUGUACCAUUCGUGAAUUUGUUGGCUCACAGAUACCGGUAUAUAUUAUUUUAUUUGAGAAAAUAUCUGACCAACAGUAAAUUUUAAGAAUGUCCCUUAACUUGCACCAGGGCUCAAAGUUAGCGACUAACUGGUCGCAUAUGCGACUGGAUUUUUGGUUGUGCGUCUAAAAAUUCAUGUGUAAUCGCACAUGUGCGCCGUAAAACCCAAAGCACAGUGCGACUGACUUACUUCCGACUACAUGUAUACUAACGAACUCGAACUAGAAAGAUGGUGUAUGUUUAAUUGGUCUUUUCUCCCAAUGGAUUCUACGAACUCGAAUGUUGUUUUGCGUUUCGAUGUUUUACUCUGUCCCAGACUCUUCUGUUUUGUAAUAAACACCGCUGGCACAUGCAAAUAUAUGCUACGAACGAAACACGUACUUUUUGCGCAAUGUACGAAGAUGUCGAACGUUCAGUUUUAACGUCAAUUAAAGCAAAAACGGUGUGGAUUAAGAGCCUUUUUUUUCCAGGUUAGAAAGUUUUUUAAGUCUUAUUCCAGUUACAUGUAAGUCAUUGCGCAUUUAACAAAUUCAUUAAAGAUUAAUUUUCAUUUGCGUUCGACACACUCAUUGUUGUCAGUUUUGAAUUUUUUUUCAAGUGUAAGUUUUCUUUAGUCACAACUGUACUGUCAAAAGGAGAAAGUAAUUUUAAAACUCACAACGAUCACAUCAAUCACAGGACUGAAGUAAAAGUAACAAACUGAAGAUGACAAAUAAACUUGGCACUGUUAAGCUUUUUACUUUUUCUUUUGAAAAAGAUGCUCCCAACAUUAUAAGAAAAUUAUAAUAAAAUUUUCAGCUGUGCGCCUAAAAAUUUACAUCUGGUAGCACAAGUGCUCGCAAACUCAAAUUUAAACUUUGAGCUCUGUGCACCGUUUAAAAUGUCAAGUAAUUGUUAAGACAGUAUUUGCCUUGUUGUAAACAAGGUGUUAGUAUACACUGUAAAUGCUCAGCUGCUUCGAAAUAUUUGGACCAGCUUGCUUCGCCAAAGUACAGCUGCUUUUCUGGGGAAAGUUUAAAUAUUUUGAUACUCUUAAUGGCAAGAAAGCUGCCCUUUUUCCUUGGUCAUUACUAGCACUGCAAUUUUGGUGACUAAAAUUGCAGCGCAAGCCGCCAAUCUGUUAUUUAGUGGUUUUGUGCCAAGCCAGGUUGCUUUUAUUGGUCUUGCUGAUAAACAUUUGCACGAAAUACCUGUGUACCUCAAAAAUCCUAUAUUUGUGACAGUUGGGCAACCAUUUUCUUUAUUUGAUAUCUCUCAUACAGUAUUGCACAAAGUACCCUUUUGUUCUGUCAACUAAUAUUAAUUUUUAUGCCAAAUGGCUACUUUGAAAAAAGUUGAGCUUAGUGUUCUGGUUACCUUUGGCAGUUUUGGAAACACAAGGGAGGCAUUCGAUUUGUACUGAAGAAUUGCCAGUUGCCCUCCAAAUUUUCUUAACACUCAAUAUGAGUCUCUCUCAUCCCUAAGUGUGAAUAUUCUAUUUUUUGGCCUUUCCAGAGCAAUUUUAAUGAUGCAGUUAGAAAUCUCUUUUAGUGCACUUGCAUUUUGUGUUAAUGAUAAAAUGUUCAAAUUCUGACAGAGGAGUUCUUGCUUAUUUUUUCUUUGGAUAGAGUAUAAAGAUGAUAUGACAAUGAUACCAAAAAAUUCCUCAGUGGUGGUGCGGAGGAUACCAAUUGGGACAAAAAGCAAAGCUCAGUUGGCAGCGUAAGUUAUGAUAUUUCUGUUUACUGCCAAAGAGAUACAGUCGAACCUCUAUUAUCGGGACUUGUUGGGACUUGAGUAAAUAGUCCGGAUAAUUGAGAGUCCGGAUAAGUGAAAAUACGAAUAUUAAUGAGACAAUAAUGUAAACAUAGGGAAUAAAGAAAACAAAAUUUAAUUGUGAAUUAGCUCCUACUUGCAUUUAUGUACUCUCUCUGUGUGUAUUAUGUAUUUACAAAUAAAAAGUUGCUGUUUCAAGUGUUUACAGCGUGCAAAGAAAGUUGUGUCUGAUAGCCUGAGGCUAAUGGAUUUUCCUAUUGAGCUAGUGAUUUUUGUUGUUAACUUGCCCAACGGGCAAUAACUGUUUUUGGGGGAAAUUCAAAUUACAGGAGAUUGUAAUCAAUCCUGCUAAUCAAAAGGGUUUUGGGACUGGUUGAAAUGACUUGUGGCCUAGUACAUGGUAGCUGCUGCUUGCCUGAAUGGCAGGCUGUAAAACUGACUUUCUUUGCAUCCUGUUACUUCCUUCCUUCCUUCCUUACCUUCUUACUUGCUAGUUUCGCUAGGUCUACAUUGUACCUACUACAUUGUUGGAAGGUUUGCUGUUAAAAUUUUUUUCAUAUUGUUGUUGUUUCAGAGAUUAAAGGUCAUAGAUUGACACUAGGAAUAUUGCAUAUUUUUGUUAUUGCAGGGAAAGAUCAUCUCCUUUUUCAAGUGGAGAGCAGAAAACAGUAUGUACACAUGGUUGAAGAUUAUUGUAAUAAUUCAAUAAUAAUAUUAAGAUUACCUCUUAGAACGUUAUUGUUGUAAACUGUGUGCUUACAUUGGUUUCUAAUAAAAUGCUGCAUUUAAAGGAACACUGUCAACUACAACUCAACAACCCUAUCGUUUGAAAAAAAGUAAGAACAUGCGAUUAAAUUUAUAGCAAAUCCUGUACAAAGUUAGAAUGACUUGUUAUGGUAUGUGGGAAAUUUUCUUUAAGAUAGGUUGUGUUCUUCCCUUUGUUUCUUAGAGCUAAGACGGUUGCUAAUAUUUUAUACUGUGACUUUCUUCCAAGAUUCUACAAUUUUUGUACUAAACAUUUUGGGAUCUGUAUCUAUGAAAUGAAUGAAAGCAAACAACCGUAUUCUUUUGAUUCGGAGGGUUUUGACAUGCUUGAAGUCCAUGUUUUAAAGAAUUAGAUCACUUGUUUCAAGCUGGAGGGGGGUGGAAAUUUGUUCAAAGAAAUAAGUAAAGGAACAAAUACAAUUUUUUAAGACAAAGAUAAUGAAAGAAACCUCCUAAAUCUUGAAUUACAGCUGUAGGCUUUGUUUGUUAUUGUCGCUUGAUAUUCCCUGUGUUAUUGAUAAGGACACUUAAGCCACUCUUGCAAUCUAAAAGCUGCAAGUCAGUUUGUUUAUAUAGUGGUUUCCCACCCACUGUUCCGAUUUCUGGUGAAGCUAAGAAACACUUUUAUCCCAAUUAUGAAAAGCUGUCCUUUUUUCAUUUUGUUGUAUUUGUGAUGUAUUAUCAUAACUGCGUGGGCAGAAAGAGGAAGAAAGGUUUAUUUGCUCCAAUUAAAUAAUGAUUUUAUUUUUGCUUCUUUUGGAUCCUGAUCAUUUCCUUGUUCAAUAAAAAUUCAUUGUAAUAACAGAUAUUUUAUCACAACAGAUCAGAUUUCCUGACAAGUAAUUUGGUUUUUGUAUUAAUUUACGAUAUCUUUAUCUUGGUCAUUGUGAAGAACAGCUCCCCUUAAAAUCUUUCAGCUGACUGUUGAUCAGCAGUUGGUCAACAGUUGACAGCUGAAAGAUUGGUCAACAUAUCAAUAACACCAUGUUGAACUUAUGCUCUAUUCUAUCCACUUGUUUAAAAAAGAUUUAAGGAGAAAACUUAACAAGUUUGCGAGCAGAAACAAUAAAGCGUGCCUCGAAAUGAAUAAUUACUCUGUGAUGCUUAGCAAACAACAAUUUUAUUUCAAGAUGUUUGCAAAUAUUUUUACCUUUUUUUCAGUUGCACUGGCAAUAGUUUGGGCAUUCAUUUUGGUGACUUUAAGAGUAACUUGUUCUUUUGCCAUGCUCUUCGCAUUUCCAGUGCAGUUUAGGUUUAACAUUUACUGAUAGCCUACCACCUCCCAACAGUUCACCCACAGAUGGUGGAAAACUAGCCUAGGUCUUUGCUAAAAACAAUUAGCAAUUGUUAGUGACUUGUUUGAUGGCCAAAUGUCAGCCAGCUUCUAGGCAACUGUUGGUCAAGAGUCAGUCUUAAGUUGGCCGGUAGAUUUUAUGGGGAGUAUUCUUCACAGUUACCACUAAUAAUUUUGCACCCAUCUUGGCCUGCGUUAUUGUUUCCAUGUGGCUUUUCUCAGUUCUUUUUCUGAGCUAAUAAUGAUCGUGUUCCUUUAAAUCAUCAGUGUGGUUGUCUCUGUUCUGUUGCAAUUAAACAACUAGUGUUGUCUUUAAAAUAACAUGCUUAAAAAGACUUGCAAGGUUUUCUGUAGUAUUUUGUUUUUUGAAGAAUAAAGAGUUAAAUCAUAACAAAAGAAAAAGGCAUAUCUUUACAUGAUAUAGAUAAAUAUUGUUAAUGGUAAGAACACUUGGGGAUACGUACAUGUUUUUCGCAGUCUACUUUGGGAAAAGGAAAAUUAAAAUUCUGAAUAAGCUGUUUCUUGAAUACCAUGCAAUAUUAUUCUUUUAUUUGACUUUGAGUUUGGUGUCAUUGAUGAGGUAGAUUAGGCUCUAUGAGCAUCGUUAAAAAACAUCCCAAGAGGUUGAGUUUCUCUAUUAAUCUACUGAUUUACUAUAUAUUACAUGAUGUCAUUAUGGGAAAAAGGGCCAUUACUAAACUUUUCUCUCUUUUAGCUUUGCAUUGACAACAAUGUAUAAAAUGUUACACCUGGCUUCAUAUUGAGUGUAAAUAGCUUUAUCAUUGAAAAUGGACAUUCACUCAAAGAACUGUUGAUUUUUUGAAUCAGAACUCUUGUAUUCCCAGUUUUGCUGGGAAAAAAAUUAAGAACUUUGUUCUUCCUGCAAUGUCUCGAGGGUAUGCAGAAUUGGAAAGAUGCAUUCCCACUUUAGAGAUAUGUCCUUGCAAUAAAUUUAUGCUUUGUUCUGAUAAAGUUGGAGAUUUGCUCCUUGCUCCUUUCAUUGUUACAUGUAACUGAUGUAUUCACAAACUACUAUGGAGCAUUCUGUUGUGGAUAAUGGCAAUAAUCAUCACAAGAACAGCAGCAGUCAUUUUACAUCAUGGAUCACAAUACUAUCACGGUCUGCAACAUGGAAUUUACCAGCUAACAGAAGUGAAGAGCAAAAGUGUAUCUUUAUGGCAAGUUGGACCAUCUCUGAUAAUUAUCUCAAGACUACGAUAAGAUCUUUAUUGCCCCGAAGUCAUCUGUGAAGGAUAUAACAUUUUGUCAGCUUUUUGUCAAGUCUGUGGCUUCUGAAAAAGCAAGUAUACUGAUUAUAAUUAUGUUUACCUGGUCAAGAAUGUUGUGAAGUAUGGAAAUCAACACCAAACAUUGCGUGCCUGUGCUCUUAUUAGAACUGCAAGAUUGGGCAGUGACUUUCAGCAAUAACGACAGGCACUGUGUUUAAGUCCACCUCACUGGAUUCCUGGAUUAGAAAGGCAUAUUUCACUCAUGCUUUAUGAAGGGAAAAAAUCUACAAGUUACAACAUGAAGCUUAGAAGUUCCACUGUUGGGUUCACCAACGUGUUUUAACCAGUUGAAGAAAUAGCAAAUAACUUGCAGGUUAAUCCUCUCCCUGCGAGCCCAGAUGCAAAAUGCAACCACGUUUGAAAUUUUUGUUUCUCUAAAAAUAGAUUUUUUUUUUGAACAGCAACAACAACAGCAGCAAGUCAUCUUGAUCCUUAUGGCAGUGUCAUUCAUGACCUGCACAUCUACCACAGUACACCUUGUUUGCCCCCCAUGCAUAAGCGUUGUUUUUAAUUUCUCUUAGGAGGACUGUAAUACCCAGGAAAAAUGAAAAACAAAGGUAUGCAAAAUUUUGGGGGCAGGCAAGGUGUUUUAUGGAAGAUGUACAAAUGGCAAAUACAUUUUUAACUUGCUUUGAGCUUUUGCAACAAAUUUGAUGCUUGAACUAAGUUUCACUUGAAAUGGAGACAGUGUGAAUGAAACAAAAUCAAAAUACGAUUGCGGCGAUUAUCAACAUCCCUUACGGAUCAAAUUUCAUGACCAUUCUUGAGUUUUUCAUCAGUUGCUGAAAAAAGUGGCUGUUGCUGAGAGGUUAUUUUGGCAGUUGGGGAUGCGCUUUAACGGCCAUUGCUGUUGUAGAGAGGUUUUGAUAAGGGUCAAUGUAUGGACUGUCCACCGGGACAAAUUUAAGUGGCCAUUCUAGAGAGGUGGCCAUUAGUGGAGGUUCAACUGUAGUUUUCUCCAUAUUAUUAUGAAAGUCUUCUCUUUACUUGUUAGUGUAUCAUUAUAUCCAGAAAACUAUAUACCUCUAUACUUGUUAGUGUGGAGGUGGAAAAAUGGUGCAACAACACUUGUUUGUAUAUUGAAAACUCACCAAAUCGCACCAUUUUACAAAUUUUCUUCCCUGUCUGGUGAGUCAGUUCAAGCCAUGAUAAGAAUGUCUGGCUUGUUUUAAUAAAUAUUGUGACCUGCUGUUGUUGUUGCUGUUUUGUUGGAAUCUUUUGCUCUUAUUGGUAAAUCCUAGUUGCUUCUUGCAUUGAAACUGUUUCAAUGCAUUAAGGGACUACGAUUUUGGUACCAUGUUUUGCCUCAUGUUUGACGAAAGACCUCUGCCAAAGUGUAAUCUAACAUAAUUCCUGCAUUUUGUCUUUUAAAAUACUGAUAAUUAGUACAUCUACAUCUACAUAUGAGGGGGGUCCUGCUAAGGAGGAUACCCAAGCCAUCAUUCAAUCUGGGAAGGAAAGUGUUAAAAUAGAAGAAUUCUUGAAGAUCUACUUCAUCGAACAUUACUGAGUUUAAAGUCUUCCCGCAGUAAAGAUUUCAUGGCAUGCCAAAAUGCCCACCAUACCAUUUAGCUCAUUGAGCAGCCUCCAUAAAACGUAGAAUGGAAAUGAAAAAUGAAUUGUUCAGUCAUCAUAGCAAGCUCUCUCUCCUUUUUCCACCCCGUAGAAAUGAGGUGAACGUUGAGGGUGAACCGGGGAGACUGGAAGAGAAAUCUGAACACAAAAGUGCUAUCAUCGAACGAUCGAACGAUCGAAUGGUAAAUAGUCCCCUGUUCAAAUAAUAAUGACUAGGUAAAUACUGUUUUUUUUUGUUGCAGUGGAAGAAAAAUUGAUUGGAGCAAGGCUUAUGUGCGCCCCCCCCCCCCCUCCCCCAGACCUCAUAUUGUGCUGGGCCUUUGGAACAAUACAAUAGUAACUGUGUGUUUCAGUAAGAGGUUGGGGGAAGGAUCAUUAAUUUGUAGUGGUACCUUUGAAUUUAUGUCCAGAGAAGGGUGCACUCAAACAUCCUAAACUUACAUGAUUUUUUAUUACAUUAUUAUCAUUAUUUUUAUUUUUAUUUUAUUCAUAUUUAUUCAGUUUUUAUCCAAUGAAUUGGUGGAGAAAGUUUUUUUUUCUUUCAUUAACCUCCACUGAGGUUCUCAGUGUGAUGGUGCCUGGUUGCCACUCACAGGGUUGUCUUGGUUACCUUCUUGGCUCGCGUUUCACCAGGCACCUUCCCCACACCUGUCUAUUCAUGAUGGGUUUAACUAUAACUUAAAGGGGCAAGUUAAGGACUGAUUGGAUAAUAGUUGUGUGUCAUUAGAUUUUUAUUUUAUUUAUCCAGCACUAACCGUGACUUGUGCUACAACACAGCCAGGUGCGGAGUAAAUAAAUAACGUUGUAGUUAGAUUUUUCUCUCACUGGUGAUUGUUCCUUUUCAACUCUGUUCAUGAAGAGCACUCUCCAAGAUUACCAAGUUCCAAAAACCAACAAGUUGAGCAAGGUAAAAUGUAAUAAAAUUUUAAUGUAUCCAUUGAAAGAGUGUGGUAAAUGGUUUAUUUAGAAGAGCUUUUGUUAGUUGUGGUGUAAAGGCAGGGGGGGGGUUGGGGGAGAGUGGAGAGGGGGAGAGGCAGUUCAAAAAGGCGGGGAUGCUUUCUCUUGUUUAAGGUUGUGAAAAUGGGAUGGGUACUCAGACAGGUUUUGGAUGGGUAUGGCCUCCCUGGUCCUCCAAUUGUGCAGCCUGUUUUAGAAAAAAAAAUAUAUUAAAAGAAUACCCCACUCAGGAAAUAACCACUUCUAGAGCACUCUCAUUCCAAAGCUUUUAUGCAUUCGAAAUAUUAUACCAUUUUCUAGGAGACGUGUCGAAUUGGAUAUUUACCCCUUUCUUCAUUAUGAGUCCAAAGAUUAUGACCCUGUUGGGUGGCACAUUUGCAAAGAGGUAUUUUGGUGAGGUCCCUCUACCCAAGCCACCUUUAGGUCAGAAUGCCAAUAGUUUAAGGGCCUUUUUACCUUUAGGUGGGGGACCCCAGGUUGGUGAGGUAACCCAACUGUCCAUAUAAUCUCUCUUAUAGUCACCCCAUCUGUCAUGUAAACAUGAUGAAAUUAAAACGAGAUUAUUAGGAUAGGCAGGUUACUGUUACCUCACCUACCUGGGGUCCCCCACCUCCGUGUAAACAGGCCCUUAGUUAUCUUAGGGUUGUUUGUGUGUAAAUAAACACCUUCACGUGAACUUAAUUCCAUUACGGAGCUAAAGUAGAAUGUGUUGAGUCAGGGUACAGUUUGACCCUUCCAUUAAUUAUUGCCUUUUGUCUCAAAUGGGUGGCGUAGGGUGGGUGGUUAUAAUUCUGCAUACAAUAUGACCCUUCACCCCUAGGUGGCAGAUCUGGCAAAUGCAGAUGCAUCAGAAGAGGACAAGCUUAAGGCCAUGAUGAAACAGUCUGGGGAGGAUUGGGAUCCUUCACAGUAAGUCUAUGCUUAAAAUCAUAUUAAAGGGGUUAUAAAUAGAAUUAUUAGUCUCUAACAUUUAUUUGUGGGUUGCAAUCUUCUGAUUUUAUUUUCUCCAAGAAGUUACAGGAACAUGCACUCAGUUUGUUGCCACUGCUGAAGAUAUGAUAUGAUGUUUUCUCUAGAUAUGUGAGAGGGCGCCGUCCUUAUGCCCCUGGUGUGCCUGUUCCUCAAAACUAUGUGUGUUAUAGGUGUGGUAAACCAGGCCACUUCAUAAGGAACUGUCCAACAAAUGGGGUAAGUCGCAGAAAGUCGCUGCUGAACCCUAAGGAUUUGUUGCCGCUAAGGACUUAACGUUCAUAAACAUAACCUUUUUCAUAUUUUAAGGUAGUUAUGAUCUGGUGGGAAUGAAUACCUAAAAAAGAACAAAAAGACCUAAAUGGAAGAGAUAUAAUCAUAACCAUAAGGAAAUGGUUAAAUGAAACUGUUUUUUUUUCUAAGUUUUGCUUUUGAUUAUUUAUUCCAACUCAUGGUAGAAGUUGCAUAAUGGCACGGGUGGCUGUGAUUAAGGUCACAAUGGCACAAAUUGGUACAAACUGAGCCAGAGCCGUAGCUUGCUAAAAAUUUAAAUUUUAUUCAUAGAACACUUGUUUUUGGCCACCCUUCUUGAUUUUAUCACCAAGGAAGAUUGGGAAGAGAAGAAAUACUCCCCCUAACUUCUUGACUAUUAUCAAAUUCAGCAUAGUGGUUAUGUGAGCAAAACAGCAACAUUACCUUUAUUACAUCCAGUUAGAGAGAAUUUUACAUUUUAUGAUGGCUGUUGGAGAGAAAAAAAUUUGUUACAUGAAAAUAAAGGAUGUCUAGGAGCUAAAUAAACAAACAUUUUCAGGCUAGCUCCUAGUGAUAAAAUGAUAUUUUUAAUGCAGUGGUGACAAGUAUAAUAGUAGCAAAGAAAAAAAACAACAAAGAAAAUAAAUAAAUAAAUAACACACACCAUAAACUCUGUGGGGAAAAGAAUGAUUAUGCUCAAUUUACAACUUGUCUUUUCAAUAGGUAUUGUUUUAGUAGGCAUUGGAAGGAGAAAUUUGGGAGGUCUUUCAACUAAUGUGGAAGAUUUUUCCAGAGGUUACAGCUGUAGAUUGAAUUGACUGUUUUCCACUAUUCAUUCUUUCAAAAAGAAACUUUCUUGCAUCCAAAGAAAAUGCCUGCAAUGCAGGCUAGUGAACUAGUAUUUGGUUUCAUAAGAAAUGACUUUUUAAAAGAGAUUCUGACAAAACACCUUUCAUUAGGAUAAUAGGUUUGAUGUUCCAAAAGCCAAACGAACCACUGGAAUUCCCCGCACUUUCCUGGGUACAACUAGUGAGGGAACAGCCUCGCCUCCAACCAGAGCAUCACCCUCAUUGCCAGAGUAAGUACUGUUUAAACGGAGAUGUUUCAUUUCCCAAAGACAGCAUCCAAAUUCUCUUCUGGCUACAGUAGUUGAAAAGUUUGAGAGCGCUAUCCACUGGAUAAAUUAGCUAUAUAUUUGGUGGAUAAGUAUUAGGGAACCAAAUUAUCCACUGGAUGGAGAUCUAACCUAUUAAACAACUGGAGCCAGGGGCCUGUUUCUCAAAAGUCCCUGUAACUUUUCGGAACCAGAAUCAAAUAUUUUUAUCAGAAUAUAAAUAUAAGAACUUGGCUCUUAGCUAACUUAUACUACUACAUCAGAAAUUACUGCAAUUUGAUUGGCUUAGAGCAGUGGUAUUUCAGCUUAAUUUGAAAUACCUACAUGAGAAAAUUACAAACCUUUUGCAGGUAGUCGUAUAAACAAGUAAUAGCAUGAUUUGUACGUGAUGUUUGGCAUAAAUACCACUCGUGAUAUUUCAAAAUUGUCUCAAAUUUCACUCACCUAGCGGCUUGUGAAAUUAUGUAUAACAAUUUCGAAAUAUCACUCGUGGUAUUUAUGCCAAAUAUCACUACAAAUCAUGAUAUUACCUAUACAAAUUUUGUUUGUUUUGUUAACUAAUAGUUUUAUUAAGUUUUCUGCAAAACUAUUGAAACCUUUUUCUUCAAUGUCAACAACAAUUGUCUUUAGGCCUAUUGUGGGUCCAAACGUUUUUGCAUCUUUCAAGAAAUUCACGCUAAGCCUGAAUUUUUUUAAGGCUUUUCUUUUUUUUCAACCUGUUAGGUUGAUGAUAUAACUGCAGAGAUUGCAUCCGCAUUAAAUUGUGUUAUCUCUUUAGUUCUCAUAUAUGUUUGUGUGGUAGUUAAUUUUUUAUCUCAGGUAAUUUUUCUUUUCCCUUUGUUUCACUUUAAACAGCAUACAUUACCAUACCCAAAAACAAAAGAAAAACAAAAAUUACCUGAAAUAAAAAAUCAACGACAACAUUUAUUUUGUUUCACAGUUGGCAUCUUUAUAGCAAGCCAACAUGUGCUCUUCAAACAGAGCUAUCUCCAAGGAAAGGUUCCUUAGUUGUAGAUUAAUGAAUUAUUAUUGUAUUUUUAUUUCCAUACUGUAGUGGUGAUUCAAAAACCAAAGCAAAAGACAAAGAUUCUAGUAGCAAGAAAGUUCCCUCAGAACUAAGGUGCCCAAGCUGUAGCAAUUUGUUGACUGAUGCAGUACUCAUUCCCUGCUGUGGAACAAGUUAUUGUGAUGACUGUAUGUAUCAUUGCCUCUCAUCACGAACUGAUACUAGCAUUACUGUUAAAACCCUCAAGGAAGAACUUGCAUUUUCUCAAGUUAGCUAAAACAGGCUCCUGCAGGUUUUAUUCUGGUAACAGAAUAAACCAACUUCAAUUUUUCCUAGCCUGUGCAGUAAACAGAACAAAACCUCUUGUUAAGUCCAUCUGUGAAACAGCACCAAAAUCCUUGUCUUGGCUCUCAUCUGUUCACCAGGAUUUGAGUACCCACCUUGAUUGGCAUUGUCAAUUUGCCAAUCAGGUUGAAGGGAAAUUCGAAAUGCAUUUACAAUUUGUUGAGUCUGAUGGGGGCCAAGGACAAGGAUAUUGGUACUACUUUUCAGACAUUACUAACUUAGUUUAGUUAAGUCUGCGAUGCAGGCUAUUCUUUCCUGUUUUUUCCAGUUCUUGUUAUGACAAUUGCCCCUUCUUUUGGUAGUUUGUUUUGUUUGUAUUAAAACCCAGUAAAAAAUGUAUUUUUAAACAAUACUUCUUUACUUUUAUCAGGUAUUAGAAACUAUCUGUUGGAAAAUGAACAAGAAUGUCCAUCUUGUGGCGCAGAGAAUGUGUCGCCAGACUCAUUAGUUAUCAACAAGCAGCUUAGACAGGUAACUGUCACUUUUGGUGCACCUUUGAUUCGCAUUAGUAUGGGUAGUGUUUUUUUUUCAUAAGUUUAUAGCAGCAGGGAAACUAACUUCACAAAAAUAUGUUAUCCAAGAUUGUAACUCAGUGGCCUUGCAUAUGGUUAUGUUUGUCAAGUCAGUUAUUUCUUAACCAACGGAAAUAUGAGGUUUCUUGUGGUUUGAAAACAACUUGAAUUUCAGCUAAGAAAAAGCAGCAUUCAAACUUUGUGAGCCAUGGCUGAUUGCAUUGUCUAAGUUUGUAAUUUAGUAAGAACAUGACUUGCCUGGCUCUUUGGCCAUUAGUCAAGAAAGUGUGAACAUGACUCCUGGGUUCAAACCUUUCACAGUUUUAAAGUGUUAACAGUUACCUCACUAUUCUAAAAGGAAAAUCUACUUGUCCCUGGCAAAUGGUCAGGACUGGUUUUUCAUCACACCCUGGUUUCCUGGAGUCAAGACUUUUACUAAGGGCAGGGGAACAGGGAUUUCCCAUCGCAUAAGCCUGGCUACUUUGAGAGGAAACAAAAAGAAAAUAAAUCCAGCUGUUCAAUGCCCUACCUAUUACUGCGUGAAUUCUAAAGUUCAAAAGCCAACUGACAUUUGCGUUUUUCACUGCCCUCAAUCAUCUUAGAUGACCUCUUAGGAAACAGAAAUUUACUUUGAACGACGGUUGCAAAAGGUCAUGGUUUUGAUUGAUGAUUGGUGAAUUUCGAUCUGUUUUGUGUGUUCCAGUGUUUCAAGGUGCGUUGCUUGUGAUUGUAAUUAUGAUUGAUUGCAGGGAAAAAUGCAAUUGUGAAGGUGGUUUUUGAUUUUCAGAGUUAUUCUGUUUUUGAAAAGUGCAGUAAACUUGAAAUUUUUGUAACAGCCCUGCUAAGUUGAAAACACAGUUAAAACUUUCAGCUCCAGAGCAAUCACAAAAACAUGGAAACCAGGCUUCACCCAGUUGUGCUAUGUAAAAACGGGCACCCAUUCAACAAUGCAAAAUUGAUUCAACAAAAAAAAAUCUUAGUGUUUCCUAUGUUAUUUUUCCUUUGUUUAGGCUGUAAAUACCUUUAAAAAUGCUCGUCCAGCCAGUCCUUAUGUCGCCCCAGUAACAAAAGGUGCAUUGGCUACUAAUAAAAGUACAGAGGUGAAGUCCCAGCCAGCUUCAAAGGAUGUUGCUGACAGGUAAAAUUUCCACUGAAAAAAAGAACUUUAUCAAUAUCUGAGUGUCAAUGUAUUUUUCACAAAAGUACUAAUAUUAUUGGGGACACUACUUUUACAUCUCCUACGGGAGAUGGGACCACCAUUUUACAUGGUCAUCUGAGCCACAUGAAGGUCUAGCUGCUUGCAGGGAAAAGAUAUUUUAAGACCCCUGAGUAUUGGUCCGGUCCCUGGAAUCGAACUUAUGACCUCCCACUCUACAGUCAAGCGCUCGACUGACUGAGCUAAUCCGGCCACAGUUAAAAAAUCUAAAAAUAUCGUCAAGAAAAUCAUUACCUCUGGCUGUGGUGAUCCAUGCUUUAUGUCCCUUUGAAAGGAAAUGGUCAUGCAUUAUCAUUAACUAUCAUUUGUGCCACAUGUUUGGGAAGUUCCUUGAAAUUUGUCUGAUGUGAUUAUGUCUUCAUUUCAGUGUGAGUGACAAAACUGUCUCAGAAAGUAAACCAGCUGUUGAAAAUAAGGGUAAUGCCACUGUUCUUUAUUUUUUAUGUGAGUUUAUUGUACCCUACACAACACUUAAAUAAUUGAUUGUGAGCAUGAAAUCACUGAUAUCAUGGGUUUUGUCUCUUUAGUAGUGAAAGAAAUAAAUGAUAAUGAGAGAAAAACAAGGGAAAGUUCACCAAAAGUGAGUACUACAACUUCUUUAUAGUAUUAAGAUCAAUUAGAGGAUAACGUUAUAACACAGAGAGCGUCACAAAUUUUGUAACGUAUUUACCUUUUCAUCGUGAUGUGUGUGUGCGAGAGUUUCCAAUGAUCUGAUAUCCAUAAACCAAGUUCAACAAAAUGAGUAAAAACUUUUUGAAGCUGAAUUUGAGAUAUUUAGGUAUUGGAUAAAUUAGCUGUUUGAUGACUUAUUGUUCUUGAAAAAAAAUCCCAAUAAAAGCCUGCAAAUUUGUGGGAAAAUAAAAUAGUGUUAUUUUGUAUAGAGUUUUUUUUUUACGCGAUUUUGGACAGUUUCUUAUUAGUUGCCUAUGAGACAUCCCGCGAAAAGUUAGUUUAAAAAUGUCAAAUUCUGUUGAUAGGCAGUUUCAUACUACUUGCGGUGUAUAAUUUCCAUUGUUACAGAAAUAUGGUAUUAUCAUACCAUAUCACUUAAUGACUGGUCCGUAAGGAAACAGUUAGUUUUGUUUCCCAAGGGACCUGUCUUUAAGUGAUUAGUUGUAUAGCUAAAAAUUCAUUAAACCUCACUGAAACGUUAGUCGUCAGUCAACAUUAGUAGGUAACAGUGCACUGUUACCCUCUGACAUCAUAGAUUUUGCAAUGUUGCCCACUCAGAGAUUUUGGUGGGAAACAGUUUCAUUAUUAGAUGUCAUGUGACCUUGAAGUAACCAACGAGAGCAGGCACUGUUGGGAAAACAUUUCCAGCUAUAUAACAAUAAAAUUUGUGACUGUGCUCUUUUCACCUUUACACAGCCUCCCCAGGUAGUCAAUCCACCAGCAAGUGAACCACAACCCAUCAGAGUCCACCACCGAGAUGCCAUGUCACAACAAGGUACAUAGAUCCUUGAUUUUGUUUCAGUCACUUGCCUGCCUGUUGUUCGCAUUCGACGAGCAACAACACAAAAAUUUUAUAUGAAUAAUGUUAAUUGACCAGUUAAUCAAAAGCAUUUAAGUACAGACGUUUCUGUUACAAAGACACAUAACUCUAUGGAGUCUCACAGUCGCCUAUAUUCAGGUAUGUUAUGAGCCAAUUAAUGACCAGCCCCCAGUUGGCUUCCUAGCUCAAUUGGUUAGAGCGUUGCACUGGUGUCGCAGAUCUCCACAAGCCUGAAUUUUUUCAAGCUUUCUUUUCGCAUCUGGACAAGUUGCCUAUUUAACUGUGAUUAUCUUCCUUGCAUUUAUUUCUAUGGAGUCUAAUAAUUUAUAAAAAAAUGUUCUUUUAAUUUUACUCAGGUGCUGGUUUUAAGCCAGCUGGAGCCCCAUUUGACCCUCGCAGAAGACAAGGAGACUUCCACCCAAGGUAACCAACGCGAAGCUUUUUAACCCUUUAGGUCCCAAGAGUGACCAACAUCAAUUUUCUCCUUACAACAUCAGCAGAUCAUCAAGAGUAAAGGUUAUGAGAAUUACUAAAUUGAUUACCAAAGGGAGAAUGCUUUGAUGUUAAACUAAAUUCUCUCAACUGUUCUUAAAAGAAAUGUAUGGAGAUCAGUCUGGAGAAUUUGUGUGUCGAUCUUGGGGAUUAAAGGGUUAACACUCUAGCGGGUGGUUUUUCUCAUCUUUUGUGCUUUACACAUGACUGUCUCCUGCUAAUGUGCUUGGCUGAAUAGAGCCUGUUAUACCUGCCAUUAGCACACUUAAACAAAAGUAUUGCCCUUGCAUGGUAGCGUGCGCACCCCUUGCACCCUCCCCCCUAUAUCCGCUCCUGUGCCUUGAAGGCAAUCUGUGGUAUGGCUGCCGACAUAGCCCUGGAAGAAAUCCUAGCUUUUUAAACCAAUCAUUUGUUUGUUUAUAUUACAGAGGGGCACCUCGGGUACCUGAUGUCCGCCAUGGAUUGCCUGAACCUGUCAUACCUCAUGGGCUCCCGCCCGAUCACGUACCUCGAGUCCCGGCUGUAAGGCCUAAUAUGCCAGGUCCAUCUCAUCUAAGACCUCGCAUGAACGUACCUGGUUAUAUGCCUGUCAUGCAUGCAGCGAUUCCGGCACCAGCCGUUCCUCACAUACCUCCUGUCCCUACCAUGGUGAGGCCAGCCCUACCCCACCACCCAGCAUUUGGAGCGCCAGUCUUUGACCCACUCCACCCUGUUGAUGUAUCUAGGUCUCUCACUCCUCCCAUGUCAGAACGGGAAUUCUACAAAAUGCAAAAGAAACUCAAAUCAAGGUAAUUCCUGGUUUUCAUUUGACGUCACCAAAAUUCAAACUUACGGAAAUGUUGAUUCCUCUGACUUUCUACUUUCAUAAGGUGUUACAGCAGCUAAACACCUUUAUUCAUACAAAUUUUCGUUUCGAAAGGGUUCUUCGAUUUGCGAUUAAGGACGCUUGAAUAUCAAUGCUUUUGCGUGUCGCGGGAGUUAGCCGGCGGCCGGGAAAGCUCUUAUGUGGGUUUAAAACGUUACCAUUUUUUGGAGAUUUUGGUAUCUCAACAUUCCUUGUCUCAGAAUAAAUAUUACUUUAAUCUUAAAGAGUUCCUCAAGCGAUGAAUUCACGCAUUUACACAAAAACUCAAAGACAGACUCUCUGGCUUCCGGCGGCCAUAUUUGUACCCCUUAAAGGGACACCAACAUGGUGUCUCCAUACAAAGUUUUUUAAGUUUGGGUAAAACAUUUCUCCAAAUAUCUCGCAUAUAAAAUAUCGCACAGAGCUGAUUCUUACCGAGGCUUUUUGUACGUUCAUCUUCUUUCAUUUCCCAGAUUCUCGACUGGUUUCCAUGGCGGGGGAAAGAAAACAGCAAACCUUGUGUGUCAAGCAUGACAACAAUUUUGUUUGAAAAAAAUUUUCGCCACACUUUUCCUUCCUUUACAGAGAUUUUUUUGUAAAAGGCCUUAACAAAGUAUUGUUAAGUGAAGAUCCAAACAAAACUCGCAAGUAAUAGCCCUGUCACGUUGGUCACACACAAGCAUUUUGCCGUCGUCUUCUUUCAGCCGUCCUGUUGCUUACGCUCAUUAGUAGCUGUCCUGACUGUUUUUAUUUGUCAUGUUUAGGAAAAAGAAACAUGAACAUCCUUCAUCAAGUUACCCCUCUCGCGAGUCGCGUUCAAGAAAAGAGCCUAAGAAGGACACUAAGAAAGACCCGGCUGGCGGCCUUUUCGACUUUGACGACGAACUCUCCGAAUACAGAAAACUUCAGAAAAGCCGUCAGCGAUUACGCUCUCGCUCUUUGACUCCGUCACGCUCAAGGUCACGUUCUCCAUCGCGAUCACGCUCACGCUCACGCUCACGCUCACGGUCUAUUUCACGUUCAAGGUCACGGUCUCGAUCACAUUCGUCGCAAAGCCCUGCGCGAUCGCCGACUCCUGAAGGAUGGGACGAGUCACGCUCUCCUUCGCCUAGUUCAUCUCGCGGCAAAACUGAGACUGGUUCCGCUGAGGAGAAGAAGAGAAAGCAUAAGAAAAGGAAGAAGGAGCAGAAGGGUAAAGAACGCAAGAAACAGAAAACGUCUCAUGCCAAACAAGGCGAACCUUCUACAGAGCAGAAAGAAAAGGCUGUUGGUGAUAAAAAUGCAGCGAAAUCGUCGGAGAAGAAAAAGCACAAACGGCCGGUAAAGGACAACGCCAGUAAUAAGAAAACGGAGGAGGAGAAGGAUACGGGAAAAAUUGUUGGAAAAGAAAAGGAUGUGAAAGAAGUGAAGGAAAAAAGAAAGGAGAAAGUGAAAGAAAAAGAGAAAGGGAAGAAGAAGGAGAAGGAGAGAAAGAAAAGUGGUGAUAAAGAAAAGGGGAAAGAAAAAGAAGAAAAAAGGAGUAAAGAGAAGAAGAGAAAGAAGGACAAAAGCAAAAAGGAUGAGACAUCUUCCGGGAAGAAGCGUAAGAACAAAAAGAAACACAAAAAGCAUAAGCGACAUAAGAAGGAAAAAUCUAAAGAUGAGAACAGUGGGGAUGAAGAGGGGACAAGCGAUAGUAAGGCAAAGAAAAGUGAUGACCCAGGGGUCUCCGCUGGGGAUGAGAACCCUGAUGAGAAAAACAGUACGGAAGAACAGGAGACACAUGACAGCGAUGAAGGCGCGCAACAAGAUGAGAGCGAAGAGGAAGAAAACGAAAGUAGUGACGAAAGAAUGAGUGGGGAGGAAACGAAAGGGGAAGAUGAUGAUGAAGAAGAAAGGAAGGAAAUGGAAGAAAGAGUAGGAAGUGAAGAAAAAGAGGAAAUUAGGAGUGAUGAGAUUAAAAGCAGUGAAAAAGUGAAUGAGGAAGGAAAGAAGGAAACGGAAAAAUCAAGUGGGAGUGAAGAAGAAAUGAUAUGUGAUGAAGAGCAGGAAGGAGGAAAAAAGAACGAACGUGGCAAGGAAGUAGCCAAUGAAAGUGAAGAUGAAAAACUGGGAAUUAGUGGAAGCGAUGGCGAGGAGGAAGUUGAUGAAGAGCAACUGUUAGGAAACGGAAGUGAUGACAACGUAGAGGCAGAGGAGAAACUGACAGGAAACGGAAGUGUCAAGGAUAAGGAAGCGGAAGUGGAAAUAGACCGCACAAAACUGGAAGAAAACGGAAGUUGUGGUGAGAUAGAAAAUGGAAAUAAUAUGGAAAAUAAAGGUUUCGGUGGUAAGGAAGACGGAUUUUAUGGAGUCGAAAGUGAAAUAAAGGAUGAAGUACUGCAGGGCAAUGAAAAACAAAAAAAUAAGGAGGCGGAUAUGAAAAGUGAAGAAGAAUAAUGGGUGAGAGUCUAAGUAGUCACGUGAGAGGAUCGACGAACAGAAAUGAACAGAACAAGAUCAAAGAAAUACGUUUGUGAAAGCCACACUAGAAUGACGGUGGUAAGAAUAGAUUUCAAAACACGGAAAGAAAGUCGAAAGAAGACAUGUUCUAAGAACAAAACGAAGGAAAAGAAAGGAAUCCAAGUUAGUCUUUUAAAACAAAAUGCCUUUGAAAUAACCUCUUUUGUCAGCAUCAUUCUGCAUCGAUAUCAAAAUAUCAUUUCUAGUGCUUAUUUCUUUAAUCGCGUAAAAGGUUAGUAUGGAAUUGGAUAUAAGAUUCAAGGUAGCUUGAAAAUCUUGGUAAUAACGCUCUGGAUUAAGCAGAAGCUGUGACUACCAUUUAUUUAUAACAUCCCUUGGUGGAUAAGUUGUCACAAAAAAAUUUUGAGAUAAGUUUUUCCAAGAAAAAGGGAUGUGAUAAGAAAAUCCAACAGAAGAAAUCCAAGCUAGCGGCGAUUUCCUUUUUUUCCGUUUCGCUCUUUUCAUUCUGGUGCCCACGAACCUUGCCUUUCAGGUUGUCUUUAAUAUCAACGUGCAUCUUCUCCAUGCUGUUUUGCACUAAUGAGGAGAAAUUGUUGGAAAAGUAAACACAUUUUUGUCUUUCGCGAUCAUCAUCUUGAUUCUUCUGAUUUUGAUGUUUGGUUUGUCAAUGAUAUUGUCAGGAGAAAUUAUAAUUUUAGUCAGUAUUAUAGUUUCAAGGUGAAGGAGAAAAUUGCUAACCCCUCGUUAGAGUGGUUACUGUAGUAUUACAGUGUAUUAAAUGUAUAACAUGUAGUUAGAGGUAAGAGGAAUGUGUUGUAUACAUGUGUGUAAUUUUUGUUC